AUGGAUUCGCCGUUCCAGCACGCCAAGGCCAGGGGCUUCGUCUCCAGCGCGGAGCUGAGCAUGAAGCAGGCGGCGGCGGGUGCUCCAGGGCCCGAGGGCAGGUCCCGCUUCCAGAAGGUCUCGCUGGUGUCGCGGCGGCUGGAGAGCACGGGGAGCGCACGGGGCCGGGAGGGGAGUCCCUCCCGCGUCUCCCUCCUGCUGCAGGCCUGGGAGAGGGAGAUCGUGGAGAAGACGGCAUCCGGCCCCGCCACCCUGACACACCGGGAACGCUCGUCCUCCGUCAACCUCCUCAAGGACUUCACCGCGCACGGCCCCAUCUUCUCGCAGGUGUAUUCCCCCACGCAGAAGCCCCGGCGGCAGGACGAGAGGGGGAAGGCGGGGGCUGGCAGCGGCGGUGAUGGCAUCCCCCCGCCGGUGGAUGCCCCCCCUGAGAUGCCCGUGCACAGGGAGAGCUAUGUGCAUGGCACCCUCCUCCCCACCCGACCCGCCGAGCACCCUGCGGGGGGUCCCGGUGAAGGUCCUGGUGCCCCGUGUGCGGCCGAGCCCGGCUGUGUCCCUGCCCUGCCCAGGGCCAGGCACGUCACCGUGCUGCGGACGGGCAAGGACACAGCCAGGCCUGAGCCGGGGCUGGCGGAGAGAAGGGAAGCCCGAAAUGGGAUGCACGAUGCUGCCAGCACCACGAUGGCCCCAUCACAGCGGGAGAGCUGCGGGCAGGAUGGCAGCGGCUUCACUGGGGCUGCAGCGGGCAGCGAGAGCUCGCCGGGCACCGUGGAGGCCGCCGGGCUCCUGGCUGAGGGAUCCCCUGGGGAGAAAGACUCACCACAAACCGAAGCCGCGCCGGUGAACGCAACCCCGAGAGAUGGUGACAGGCCCGGGAACUCACAAACCAGUAUAACCAGCUCCCUGCAGUGUCCCUCGGAGGACACCGGUGGCCGGGCUGAUCUGGCUGGUGCAGGAGAGGAGAGCGUGGCAGAUGGGGAUGGCACCAUUUCAGCCAUGCCGCCGAGGACAGAGAGCCCCCCGGGAGCUGGCAGCACCCCCGAAGACCCCUCCUCGGAGGGAAGCGAUGAUCCAGAGCCUUCUUCUGAAGAACCAGGAUCUCCGAAGACUGAGCUUGAGUUGGACAGGAGUGAGACAACGGGGGACCCCCAGGGCACAGCCCAAGAGCCUGAGAGCAGCCCAGAGCCCCCCUGCGAGACCCCAGCCCACGACCCACCGGCCGAGAGCCCCCAGGACACGACCGAGGAAGACCCCGAGCUGCUGGUGGACAUGGAGAUCUUUGUGGACACGCUGCGCAACAUGGAGCCCUCGGAGAUGCGGAAGGCGCCCAAGGUCCCGCGCCAGCCCCGGCCAUCGUCGCUGGGCCGCUGCGCCGCUCUGCCCCCCAUCCAGGAGGACCGCGUGGCCCCCCGGGCCCCCGUUUCCCUGCCCGAGACCCUGCGCGAGCUGCUGGCAUGGGGCCCAGCGGGGCAGCAGGAGGAGAGCCCCGAGGAGGAGAUAGAGAACCCCUACUUGAGCCCUGAUGAGCGGGCGCUGGCGGGGUCCCACCAUGGGGUGCCCGGGGACAGCGUGGCCAGCGAUGGCCGGGUGGAGGGGGGCUCGCUCCCGGGGAUGCCGAGGCAGGCGGGAGCGGAAGAAAAGGCCAAACCAGUGGCUGGGGGCUUGGCCGACCGCAGCGUGCUCUUCCGAGGGAAUGUCCUCAAGGGCAUGGCGCUGCUCUCCCACUUCUUGGAGCACCGGGCGGCCGCGGCUGAUGAGGGCAAGCCCUACUCACGCCUGGACAACAGCGUGCUCUACAGCCGCUUCGUCUCCCCCAGCACCGCCCCGCUCGAGCUGCCCAGCAGGGACAGGGGGGGCACGGGCUCGCCCACCCCUGGGGACCACAACGGGCAGGGCCCUGGUGAUCACCCCGGCCCCGAGAUGGCCAUGCUGGAAGCCCCGAGUCUCAGCUCUGUCCCUCCUGUCACCGAAGAGCCAGACAGCACCGUGGCCCUGUGUCCCACUGAUGUCCUGGAAGACAAGGAGGGCUUCGAGAAGAUCAACACGAGACCCGGCAAGAUCAUCCUCUUCUCCGAGGCCGGCUUCGCGGGCCAGAAACGGGAGAUCUGGGGCGACGUCCCCGACGCCACAUCCUGGGAGCUCUCACACACCAUCUCCAUCCGGGUCAUCCGAGGCGGGUGGGUGAUGUACGAGAAGCCGCGGUUUCACGGGCGCAAGUGCGUGCUGGCCGAGGGGGACGUGGAGAUCGACAACCCCUGGACGACGUACGGGCAGAGCGGGCAGCCCCACGGCAGCCGGCCUUUCCGCAUCGGCUCCUUCAAGAGGGUGGUGCGGGAUUACCGCACCCCCGAGAUCAGCCUGUUUGCAGAGGAGAACGGCGAAGGCGCCCGGAUGAAGUUCACCGACUCGGCCGAGGACACCCGCACACGGGGCCAGCCGCUCGCCGUCGCCUCCAUCAUUGUCCACUCGGGCCUGUGGCUGGUUUACUCCAAGCCUUUCUUUGACGAUGACCCCUACGUUUUGGAGCCGGGCGGGUACCCCAAUUUAAAGGCUUGGGGAGCAAAGGACCCAUCCAUCUGCUCCAUGCACCCCAUCAGGCUGGGCUGCCCCGUCGUGGAGAGACCCAGUGAGCCGCAGGUGCUGAUCUACGAGGCUGCGGGUUUCCAGGGCCGCAGGUUCACCAUCAGCCGAGACAUCUACGACCUGAAGCGCCUGCCCGGGCCGGCGCUGCCCACCGUGGGCUCCCUGCACGUCCUGGGUGGCUGCUGGGUCGGCUACGAGAAGGAGGGCUUCCGCGGCCACCAGUACCUGCUGGAGGAAGGGGAGUACCAGGACUGGAGGCAGUGGGGCGGCUACAGCAAGGAGCUGGUGUCCUUACGGCUGAUACGGACGGACUUCUCCGACCCGGCGCUGGUCCUCUUCGAGGCCAUGGACUUCGAGGAGGGCCCGAGCGUGGAGCUGAGCGAGGCGCUCCCCGACAUGCAGCUGGCCGGCUACGGCACCGUCACCCAGUCCAUCCACGUGCUGAGCGGCGUGUGGGUGGCCUAUGAGGGCACCAACUUCUCGGGCGAGCAGUACAUCCUGGAGAAGGGGGUGUACCGCAACUGCGAAGACUGGGGUGCCGCGGAUUGCCGCAUCGCUUCGGUGCAGCCAAUCCUGCAGGUCGGGGAACACAACCUCCAUUUCGCCUCCAAGAUCCUGCUCUUCUCAGAGCCCGACUUCUUGGGGGACCACGUCGCCUUCGAGGAGGACCAGGAGGCCCUGCCCGCUGCCUUCAUCCCACGCUCCUGCAGAGUCUGCGGGGGCAGCUGGAUCCUGUUCGACGGGCAGGCCUUCGCGGGGGAGCAGCAUGUGCUGUCCGAGGGCGAGUACCCCACGCUCAGUGCCAUGGGCUGCCUCUCCUCCACCGCCAUCCGCUCCUUGAAGAAGGUCCCAGUGUUUUUCUCGGAGCCCUCCAUCUUCCUGCAUGGGCUGGAGUGUUUUGAGGGGAAGGAGAUCGAGCUGAACAAUGAAGUGCGGAGUCUCCAAGCAGAGGGUUUCAACAACCACGUGCUGUCGGUGCGCGUCAAAGGCGGGAUCUGGGUGCUGUGCGAACACGGUGAUUUCCGAGGGCGCCAGUGGCUGCUGGACUGCACUGAAAUCACCAACUGGCUGACGUACAGCGGGAUCCAGCACGUGGGAUCCCUCUACCCCAUCCGCCAGAGACGGAUCUAUUUCCGCAUCAGGAGCAAGGAGCUGGAGCUCUACCUCUCGGUCCCCGAUGACGUGGAGGACAUGAAAGCGGGGCGGGUGGUGGUCUCCAGCCUGAGCGAGCAGAGCAGCUCUAUCUGGUACUACGAGGACGGGCUGAUCAAAAACCAGGUGGCCCCCAACAUGAGCCUGCAGGUCAUCGGGCCGCCGGGAAGCGCAAAGGCCGUGCUGUGGUCCGAGACCCGGAUGCCACGUCAGACCUGGAGCGUCGAUUCUCAGGGACGGAUCCACAGCCAGAUGUUCGAGGACAUGAUCCUCGAUAUAAAGGGCGGCCGAUCCUACGACCGGGACCAUGCCAUCGUUUGGGACGUGGCUGAGGAAAGACCCACGCAGAUCUGGGACAUACAGGUGCUAUGA
This is a messenger RNA of Gymnogyps californianus (California condor), 4107 nucleotides long. It is a transcript of the gene CRYBG2, whose product is annotated as crystallin beta-gamma domain containing 2. Gene Ontology annotation, molecular function: structural constituent of eye lens. Lineage: Eukaryota; Metazoa; Chordata; Aves; Accipitriformes; Cathartidae. The record is from RefSeq and is a predicted model, not a curated record. Gene Ontology annotation, biological process: visual perception; lens development in camera-type eye.